Puntigrus tetrazona (Sumatra barb) is the source of this 4487-nucleotide messenger RNA. RefSeq names its product calneuron 1 (gene caln1). Gene Ontology annotation, molecular function: calcium ion binding. The record is from RefSeq and is a predicted model, not a curated record. The coding region runs from base 697 to 1356 and encodes 219 amino acids. The transcript is spliced from 6 exons. Lineage: Eukaryota; Metazoa; Chordata; Actinopteri; Cypriniformes; Cyprinidae.
GUGACAGUGGAGCUGUAGGCUGGACCCGCUGACUAAUGACUCCAGCGCUCACUCACUCACCACUCACUCAGUGUGUUAUGGGUUAAUUCAUCUUCUGUGAGGAAUCUAUCUGCUUCUUUCUCAAAGGAACCGUCUAUUUCUAGGGUUUUUUGACCGUUAAUGCCCACCAACAGCUCGUGGACAACGAUAUCCAGCCGGACUGCUGAUUUGACAGCGAUGUUUAUUGAUUGUUUUCACGAGGCUCGUGCGCGUGUGUGCACGGCUGUCGAAAUCUACGAGCACCUUUUUUGCGAUGCGAAUCACUUAAACUCGGGAAUUAUGAGCUGGGAUUCGCUUAAGAUCAUGGAACUACUGAAGAAUCCAGGGGCUCAUUAGAGCUGAUUGGAGUUGGGGGCAAAAGUACAACUGGUUUUAUCGCUUUCGCCUUGAAGUCGGACGUUUAAAAAAAAAAAAAUCCCCCUCCCCGGAUAACAAUCAGGAUGUCUGGCUAUUUGCGCAAAAUGGCUAAAAAUAUUAGUCUGUGAAAUCGCGCAUGAGACCUGGAGAAAUUCCUCGCAGUUCAGCGUCAAUCCAUGAUCCAGAUUUCAGCAGCGGGAUAAUCUGGAUCCUGCAGCGACAUCGGCUCGGAUCAUCAGCCCGUCGGGAUCUGAGGGAUCACUUUCACAGAUCGCCCAUCAUCACCGCUGAAGGGAGAAGAUGCCGUUCCACCAUGUGACGGCAGGAUUGCUGUACAAGGGGAACUAUUUGAGUCGCUCGCUGUCUGAACACAGCAAUAGCGAACAGCUCGCCAGCAUCUCCGUGGAGGAACUAGAUGAGAUCCGGGAGGCGUUCAGGGUCCUGGAUCGGGAUGGCAACGGGUUCAUCUCCAAGCAGGAGCUCGGCAUGGCCAUGCGCUCGCUAGGGUACAUGCCCAGUGAAGUGGAGCUGGCCAUCAUCAUGCAGAGAUUGGACAUGGAUGGUGAUGGACAGGUGGACUUUGAGGAGUUCAUGACGAUACUCGGACCCAAACUCCUGUCCUCUGAAACGCGGGAAGGUUUCCUUGGAAACACAAUCGACAGCAUAUUCUGGCAGUUUGACAUGCAGCGGAUAACACUGGAGGAGCUGAAACACAUCCUUUUUCAUGCCUUCCGGGAUCACCUGACGAUGAAGGACAUCGAGAACAUCAUCAUCAAUGAGGAGGAGAGCUUGAACGAGAACUCUGGGAACUGUCAAACAGAGUUUGAGGGAGUUCAUCCCAAAAAGAAGAAUCGGCAGACGUGUGUGCGCAAGAGCCUGAUAUGCGCGUUCGCCAUGGCCUUCAUCAUCAGCGUCAUGCUCAUCGCAGCCAAUCAGAUGCUGCGCAACGGCAUGGAGUAGCGACACCACUGUGAGCGGGGCGGAGCCUGCAUGUGCAUGCCUGUGGAUGAAGUCGUCGAAAAAAAACACUCGAGAAACAAAACCAAACACCUCACUACUGAAAAGAGGAGCUUUUUAUUCUUUUUUUAUUCGUAUUCUCCCCGUUACUUUUCCACGCGGACCAAGCGACACAGGAAGCGUAGAGGCGAGCCAAGCCAGCAUGUUACACGGGGGCCUCAUCUCUCAGGCAGGGACUUUAAAAGGGCUGACUUUCUGCUUUUCGCGCCACCUCUGUUCCCUAAUGCAAUAACACGCAGGAGUUCAUAAGCCGUCGCCGUCUCCUCCGCGGCUUCAGAUAUUUCAGCAGGGAUUCGCUGAUGAGCUUCUGCUGGGUUCGGGCCUGCUGUCGACGUAGGAAGGCAAAAGUAAUUGGCAACUCAUUACACCUUUGUGGAGGGAGAGUUACAGCAUCCACUCCGGAGACUAUUUAUGUCUGCUCUUGCCAGAGUGCUUUUCUGGCUCGGGGGAUGGUGGGAGGCCGGGAAAGGAGCGCUCGUUGUAGUCCAUAAUUAAAUCCAUAGUCGUCAGCUCCAAAAAUCCAUGAGCCUGACUCAUAGUUUUCAUCAUUUCGAAUGUGUUCCGCUAUUCGAUUGUGCGAUCUUCCUGUGUCUAAUGCUUUUCCUGAAGUGGUUUGUAAUGAGCACGCCCACGCAACGGAAAGUUGUGCAGGUUUCCACAGAAUUAGAGCUGCCAUCGUUCAUGAGUUCUAUUUCCGUGUUUGUUCCGACAGUUGUUUUCCUUCAAACAGGUACAGCAAGGUAAAACAGGUUUAAUUCCCAGGAAAUCAAUGUAUAUCUUGAAUGCGUUGUAGGUUGCUAUGGGUAAAAUUAUUCACACUAUAGAGUGCUGCAGUCAUUACGCCAAAACCCAGAAGGCUAAUUUGCCCUCAAGAUUUACCUGUGGGUUUUUUUUUUUUUACAGGUUUUUUCAAUUUAGGAGUAAAACAAGAUAUGUGGUUUAUUUAAAGGGAUGAUGCUUAAUGAAAGCGUGAUUUUGAAGCAUUUAAGUGACUACGUAGUAACUAAGAAGUAACUACAUACAAAGAUUGUUUCAUCAAGUUUUGGUUACCGCAGACCUUAUUUUACCUAUUAAUUCAUAAGAAUGAAACUUUAUGGCAAAUUAGUCUUUUAAGUUUUUACGUCACUUUACACAUUCAUGUUUUUUUAUCUUUAUGUUUUUGCAGUGACAUUAUGGUACAUCGAUCUUUUUCUUAUGCAGUAUUUUUUGGUUAAUUUUCCAACGGAAGUAUCUAAAUAUUCUCCAAGCAAGACUUACUUUGUAAAAUUACAUAAAAAAAUAUUCAAUAUUAUAUAAACUAUUAUAUAAUUCUUACACAAUUGUAUGACCUAUUAAAAUGAGCAGAUUUGCUUUUGAAUGAUUUUAAGUUUUAGAUCACGGAAAAUGUCAAAAUGACAAAAAAAAAGUGAUAAAUGAUUGACAGGAUAAAUAAAAAAAGUAAAACCUUUAUAUUUUAAAUACCAUAAUAAUAUCAUGGUAAUAAUACCAUGUAAUAUAAAUAACAUAUAACUUAAUCCAGGCCUAAUGAGCGAACAACAAAACAUCUCUACUUCGGUUUCGCACUACUUCAAGGUGCUUAAUGUGGCUUAAUGGUACUUUAUGAUCUGUUCAGAUACACGUUUUCAGCAUUUUCUGAGAGGUUUAUGAUGGUUCUCAGAUUCGUGUUAGUGGAUGAGCUCGGGUUGUUUUGCUCUGCUUUGCACCCAUCGUCAUCAUCCUGCUAGAAAAACCUUACUUUUAUUACACCGACCUCUCUUUCUGAGCUGCACAGAAGACGCCCUUCACUUUACCAUGAGCCACAGUCAUGUUCACGGUUAUGUGUAGGGUGCGUGCCCCUACUGCACUGCAUUUCCUGUCUGUAUUCAAGCCGCCGUAGCACCUUGCGUUGACGUUUCAACAGAUGUAUGUAAUGAAGAUGCUUCACGUCUUCGGUUCCGGGAAUGUAAAAAAAACGAAAAAGAAUGAUUUUGGAAGACGAUUGUAUCUUUCACGUCUAGUGGGGUGGCUAAAACUGUGCCUGAUGCAUUUCUUCUCUCUGUGUUUCAUGAAUGUCUCCUCUGGACACCUGUAGAAAACGCACUGGUAUAUGUUCUCCACCGCGUUUCCCGAGGUCUGCUUCGACUUUAUUAUGCAUGUGAAUGAGCAGAACUGUGUAAAUAGAGCUUUACAUGUGUGUUUUCCGUUCGUGCAUGAUAGUUUAAAGCUGUAGCUUCUGCACAGAUCGUGUCAGAGCUGCUGAGGGGGCGGCUGAAAUCAAUACGCGUCUGCCAGCUCUCCGUUCUCCCCCGAGACCCCCGACUAAAGCCAUAUUUGUCUUCACAGGUGUACUUUAGAGAAUAAAGGUGCAUACACUGAAAUUAUAAAGGUAUAAUGUUAGUCCAAGCCCUUUUUCUCACUCAAAUGUUGAUCGACGGUUCAUUCUGGUACAACGGCGACCCCUGGUGGUGGAUGCGAUUACUUCACUCACUGUGUUUUGUCCUCAUGCUGUCCUUGUCUGGUCUAGAAUGUAACAUUAGCUUGUAGCAUUCAACUAAAGAUCUGGAUGGGUUGAUAAAAUGAUAUAUACUACGUGUUUAGAUGAUUUUGACCUCCACAAUAGCGUGGUGAAUGUGUAAAAUUACACUAGACCUGUAUUUUGGGCUUGGGUGGGAUUUUAGGAGUGAAGGAAUGUAUACCAAGAUACACCCGUCAGUUAUUUCAGUUUAUGUCAUUAUUUAAAUACAAUAUUGUAAAAUGGCGUUUUAGGGUAUGUUGUGAACGAAGUAUCCCAUGAAAUCGGAUUAAAUCAGUAUUUUAAAUGGGUUGUAUUUCAAAUGAAUGCUUUAGGGUUCGAAAAACGAGGGUAAACGUAACAGUCGGCUACAUUAAAUGUAAUUGUAAAAAAAAAAAAAUGUAAAUAGCCAUAUUUACGGUUAUUCACUUAAUGAUAGAUCUGUACACUUUGCAUGCAGAAUAUUUAGCUAUGUAGUUGAGACUAGCUUGUUGCAAGCUGCCCAUAGAUGAUUUUAAUAUACAUAUUCAAAUAUGUACAGGACAAAUGCAUAGAGUUUAUGCAAUAAAGCAUUUUUGUAAUA